CGUGAGACGUAGCCCUAGAUAUACCUCCAUUACAAACGUAAUCAGCAAUUCCACGUCUCAAUACCUCCAGUGUGCAAGGUCGGAUAUUUGAAAAUUUACAUCGAGAAUGGCAGAUUCAUAUCAAGUCCUAGCUAGUUGCAUGUUACUGGUGGCAAUCAGCUGUGUUUCGCGCGCGCGUGAUUGUAUCCCUGUGCACGGAUAUGAGAGUUGCGCGUGCUAUUUUCCAGCAGUUAAUGACACAAGGGAAUAUGUCAACCUUCUACCAUUGAAGACAAAUUCGUCUUCUCCAAGGUAUGUCUUGUGCUCGUUGUGUAAAGUUGAGAUUCACUUUUCCUGACUGAAACACUUCAGAACACCUUUGUUUACGUAAACUUUCGAAGAAACUUCGCAACUUGUGGCAACGUAGAUCAGAUUGUUGCGUCAAGAGGUACAAUUUCUCUCGUCGAUGCCUAAAAUUUUUGCAGGCUUCUUUUCUAGAUUUAAUCUCAUUAAUUGAAGCUCUCUCUGGAGAAUCAUUUCUUAACUGAAAGUUUUGUAAGCGAACUGAACGCAAGGUUUACGCACAGCCCCAAAUUAUAUUAUGCACGCAAUUCUUAGAAAACAAUAACGACAACGGUAGAGUGAUUACGACUCUCUUGAAAUCUUAUAGAAUUGAAUAAACUUAUUUCUAGAUCGUGCAAGCUUUUUCUCCAACAUCAGCCGUUCUUUGCGAAGAAGAAUGAGCUUGAUAUAAUAGAAAUAAAUGAUGCCGAUUGCUAGGGAAUUAUCACGUGCUCGUGUUAAUUAACUCAACCAACGGAGUCGUAAUCAAUUAUUUAAAUUCUACAACUAUGGUACUUAAUUGAGUUUUUGUUGGUGAUGCGUUAUUGACCAAGCGUGAGAUCUGGUCGCUGGAACGGUUACAUCAGUUAGGAUGUACAAUUGUUAGAGCAGCAUUUGCAUAAAUUCACGACUUGCCUGUACUUGCAAGUCAAACACUGUUUGUAAGUCAUAAUUAGCCAUCUGUGACCAACAGGCUUAACUCAAUGCAGUAAUUAUUGUGUCGUCAAAAUAUUUAAAGAAGAAACUUUCAUCUUAAAAAUGGGAAAUACUAAGCAGUAGUGUACUGAAAGUGGAAGUAGCCUAUCAUUUACUAUGCUGUAAAUUUGAUUAAAAGGUCCUGAGGUCAAGUGAUUGUAAUUCGCAGUGGUUGAUAAUUUGUAACAUACAUUUUGUAGGUUUACAAGUAAGACCGAGAACAAUUGGUACAUAUCUUACAGUCCAUGUGCUGAAUUCAGUGAGUUUGUUGGGGAAAACAGUACCAGCACCAUCUCUUGUUCUAAGAGUUCGGUGGGUAUCUAUUGGCUUCUGAGAUCUAAGGAUUACAUAUAUUGUAAUAGAUGAGAGUGCAUGUUCACUUGUCUGGAGAUUGCAAGGGAUUAAGACCCAACGAGUCACGCAUGUAAUAAAAAGCAAAUGGGAAGAGUGAUCAAUCCUUAUUAUUUCAUUACUGUAAUUAUAAAUCUCUCAAAAAAUCCAAAGUGAAUUGCUAUUUUUGGCAAGUAAACAUUAUAGUAAGUGCAGUCUGGUGCUUCCAGGCAGGAGUGGGUUAAUCAGUGCAAAAUUAAUUGGUUUUUUGAUGGAUCAAUUUUGCAGACCACAUUUCACUGCACAACCUGCUAAAUUCAGAAAGUAGAAAGUUUGAAUCAAAGUCUUCUGCCUGCAUUUGAACUCAGGGAUGUAAUAUGUUGUAAAUAUCUUACUAACCCAGUUUUCUCAGUCCAACUGUGAGUUAUGGAACCUCCUUAUUUCCUCUCCAAUUUAUAGCCUGUUCAUCGUGGGCUCAAUUAGUAAGAGUUAUGAAUGCUUGUUUUUGUACAUACACUUAUUGAUCUCAAAUUGUAUACUAGGUUGCCAGAUGGACUAACUUAUCCGCUCACCAGUGUGAUAGUUUGGGUGAUGAAGCCAGUGGAAAAUUUGAAAUGGAUGUUCACAGUGAAUUUGUCCAAUCGAAUCUUACCCUUAAAUUUCAGUGAGUGCUUUUAACUUAUCUAAUUAACAAGAAUUAAAACAAGAUUAGUCACUAAAAGAGUGCAUGUAGGUGCUAACAUUAGGUAGCUAUUUGGAAAAAAACCUCAGCACUGAAACUUAUUAUUAUUAUUGUUAUUAUUAUUCAUGAUCCAAUAACAUUGUUAUUAACUGUUGCUUUGUUCUGCUAUGCAUGCCUUUUCUUCUAGCAUCUGUAAUCAUCCAUGAAUUAUUUAAACCAAUCUUUGGAAUCUAUGAUAUUUUAUAUGUAGAUGUGGAAAUUCUAGUUUUUGUUCAAUCUAAAAUGUCUAUUUCAUUGUUACAUUGCUGUCUUUGUCAUCAUCAUUUUUCACCGUUGUAAUAAUGAUUGUAAUUCUCAUGGUCAUGAUUAUUUUUGUCAUCAUCAUUACUGCUUGCAGCAUCAAUAUUGUUAUUUCCAUCAGUAAUAUUAUUAUCAUUAUCAUCAUUAUAAUUAUUAUGGAUUUUAACCAAGUUACUACUUGCCUCAAAGUGUUAAAUUAUCUUCCUUUUUUGUGUUACAGGAAUUCCAAAAGUAAACAUAGGGCUGUGAUUUCAUUAAUCUGCAAUCAAUCUUUACCACAAAAUGAGGCGGUCUUUGAAUAUGUUGGUACCAUAAAUGUUCCAGUGGAUACAUAUGUAAGUACACAUCAGUGGAUACAUUGGCUAAAAAUGUCAAACAUUUCAGGAGUUGAUAUUUUCUUUACCUAACCACUUUUGAAAGUGGUACUUAUUUUACAUAACAAGCAGGACCCAGUUGUUUGUAGGCAGACUAGCACUAACCCAAGGUUAAAUGUGAAUCUGGGUUUUUUUAUUCCAUUAUUCAAAUGCCUUUUUGGGAUAAUUUCUUGCAUUCUUUUUAGAGCAUGAAAUAGUCUUAUUCUAGACAAAAGAAUUUGACUGAAUUUUGUCUUAAAGAGACUCCUUAGGGUUUUUUCUCAAUGAUGGUGUGCACGCCUGCGGUAUGUUUUUUCUAGAAAAUUUUUAUGUUUUUGCAUUUCAAGGUCACUAAAACCAUCAAAAGGCAAUGAUCAGAGUUCAAACUUUUGUUUGCUUUAGUAAAUACUGUAAAAAUAAUUUGCUUUAUUGAGCUAAGGUUCUAUGAAGGGAGGCGCUCACCAGCGAUAAUUGCUUUGCCUUAGAUUUUCUUCAAUUUGCUUCUAUGAAAUAUCUCUCAAAAUUUUCAUAAUUUGAAAUGUGAUAAUCUUACUUGAAAGAUCCCUAUUUUCUAUGUUGCAUAAUAUUACAUAAUGGGAUAGAACUUUGUAAAGAUCAGUAUCUGAGCAUGUUUAGAAUUUUAAAUCUGUCGCCUUUUGGCAAUCUUUUUCCUCUAUGUUUUCUUUUCGGUUGGCCUCUUUUUCAGGCAUAGAAGGCCUAUGAAUGUUAUGGGUACAAUUGCUGGAAACCCUAGAUUCCAUCACAUAAAAACUAUAUUGUGUAAAACUGUCUUAAACACACCUUUUCAGUUAACACUAUUGCAAUCAUAGCAAGCCACCAUGUUUGUUUUGCUAACAAUUUUAGAGCUUGUGCUUAAUUUUCAUACCCAGAUCUCAUGCGGCCAAAAAACCUUAUGGAGCCUUGUUAAAGCUAUCAGAUCUGAAAUCAGAUUUCACACUAACCCUGGAUUAUCUUAACCCAGCUUUAAAAAACCUUGCCCUGAGCUAUACACUCCUUUUGAGUAGUACUGACUUUUCGAGGAUGAAAAGAUCACCACUAAGAACAAUUUUCCUUCUUAAAUUGUUGCAUAAAACAAAUAGGUUCCAUGUUGCUUCCUGCCUGUUCUACAACAACAUGUUUGACACAACUGGCUGGACUUAAAGUAACAAUCUUUAGUUCGUACUACAUUUUUAUGUCAUCUGUGAUGUAUUAAUGAACAAACCCAUGUCAACAUGUAAUGUAUUUGUUAACUUUAAUACAUUACACAUCUUGCAGUGUUUAUCGUGAAUAUUCAGGCAGGCGAGAAUACUAUAACACUAAAAUUGAUUACCAGUAUUAGAUAUUUGGAGUGUCAUACCAAAAGGCAGGGCCUGGAACUCAAACCUGUAGCACUGAGAUUGGCAGACAGUUAGAUAACGAAAGGGAAAAUACAAUUUGGACUUUGUGUAUGUUUUCAGAAGAAAGAGUGAAUGUUAAUAUUGAGGUGAACUGAGAAUGAGUUUUAUAGUAAUUUUAUUUUGGGUAUCAUUUGACAAAAUUGAGCUUGCCUACACUGAAUAACUUUAAAAACUCAAAACUGAAAAUAAGCAAUGUACAAGAAAAAACAAUUUAUUUUGAUUUACAGUGUAUCUGUACCAUAUGUUCAAAUGCUGUUCUUUAUAUCUUCAAACAGUAUUUAUCAUUGACCAGUGCUUGCUGUUGUCAAGGAAAAUGUGGAAUUCCUCCUGGUAAGAGUUAU
Messenger RNA from Pocillopora meandrina, 4420 nucleotides. NCBI's taxonomy places the organism in Eukaryota, Metazoa, Cnidaria, Anthozoa, Scleractinia, Pocilloporidae. The record is from the annotation of a GenBank genome assembly.